AUGAAAAACAAAAUCUUUCAUACGAUUUUGUUCGAUGAAUAUACAUCUGUUGGAACUCGUAAAAUAAUGAGUUUUAAACGAACCAGCGAUUUUAAUUUCUCAAUAAAUUAUGGAAAUUUAAAUGAAAAUGUUUUAAAAGAUUUUGGACCAACUGAUAUAGCUGUUGCUAAGGUUACAGGAUUGUCCGAUAUCACCAAGAAGCAUAACGAUAACGGUAUAGAACAACCUAAAGUAAAGGUUACCUUACAGUUAUCUGAUUCUGGUAUUGUAUCCGUAAUUGAUGCCGUUGCAACUUUUGAGCAUCAGACUAUUUCAGAUAAGAUAAGGACAUUCUUUGGUGUCAAUAACAAUAAAUCAGAUGAAGCACUUAAAGAAGUACCAUUUUCUGAUGAAUCUGCCUCUUCGGAUAAUGCAUCGCAACUUGUUUCAGGGGAAAACAACACACAGACUAAUGUAACUGAACAAAUUCAGAAAAAAAUCGAGUCAAUUCCAUUGAAUCUUGAGGUUGAAUAUCUUGGCAUAACACCUAUGGGAUUUAAUGAGAAAGAUGCAGCCAUAAGACGGUUACGCACCAUGGAUGAGACUGAUCACCGACGUCGAGCACGUGAAGAAGUCAGAAAUAACCUUGAGUCUUUUGUUUAUAAUUUGCAAGACUUUUUGUCGGAUCAAAUUGUAAUUAAAGUUAGUACCGAUAAGCAACGUAAAGAAUUAGCAACAAAAUCUUCUGAAACAUCUGAAUGGCUAUACGAAGAAGGUGAAGAUGCCCCAAUAGAAUCCUUACUAACGCGUCUUAAUGGUCUAAGGUUACUUGAGAAACCAAUCGUAUAUAGACGCGAUGAGCACACUCGACGUCCUGAAGCAGUCAACGCGAUUCAAUCAGCCAUAAAUAGUACCCGUGAAUUUGUAGAAAAAAUUAAAGUGAAUACAACCGUUGAACGGUAUCAUACAGACGAAGAACUUGAUAAAUUAUUGAAUGUGUGUAAUAAGGCUGAGAAAUGGCUUGAUGAGAAACUAACAGAACAAAAUAAAAUUGAACCUUAUGUCGAUCCCGUUUUGACUACGGCAGAAAUUGAAAGGAUGUUACGGGAGAUAGAACGCGAAUUUUUAAUUGUAGCUACAAAGAGACCACCGAAGAGAAAAGCAACUCCAUCAGCAACUAAUGAUAGCGAAAGUACUAAUAACGUUAAUAAUACCGAUUCUGAUCAAAAAUCAACCACAACUCAAGUUGUUAAAGAAUCCCCCCCUACACAUGAAGAAUUGUAA
Dentiscutata heterogama is the source of this 1263-nucleotide messenger RNA. NCBI's taxonomy places the organism in Eukaryota, Fungi, Glomeromycota, Glomeromycetes, Diversisporales, Gigasporaceae. The record is from the annotation of a GenBank genome assembly.